UAUUGCUGUGGAUGGCGGAAAACCUUUUACAACCACCAAGGAGGGGACAGACUUUAGAAGAAGUUGGUUGCGAGUGUUUCGAUGACUUGGUUUCAAGACUAUUCUUCAAGCAGGUCGAGAAUGACGAUGAGAAGUAUUUUGUGAUGCACGAUCUCAUGCAUGACUUGGCAAUUUUUCUUGCUGGAAAAUUUUGUUGUAGACUAUCUGAAGAACUUGGUGAAAAGGAAGAAAUGAGUAUUCUAACUCGUCAUCUGUCAUACGGUGAUUCAAUCCCUGAGAAAACAUGCUCCUCUAAUAAAAUAGAAUCUUUGAGGACCUUACUGUAUACCAAUCAUGGAGCUGGUUUCUGGAAAGCACGCGCAACAUUACCAUGUGACAUAUUGUCAAAGAAUAAAUACCUAAGAGUUGUAUCCUUUGAUAUACUCCCUAUAUAUCCUGAUUCAAUAGAUAAAUUGAUCCAACUGCGCUAUUUGGAUCUUUCUAGGAGUGAUAUUGAGGUAUUGCCACCGUCAUUAUGCAACUUGUGCAAUCUACAAACUUUAAAGUUAGAAGGUUGUUCAAAGCUGACUAUGCUGCCCAAUGGCAUGUAUAAUCUUGUGAAUUUGCGGCAUCUUAAUAUAAAGGGUACUCCUCUGAAAGAAAUGCCAAAAGGAAUGGGCAAAUUAAAACAGUUGCACGUUUUAAGCAAGUUUGUGGUGGGAAAGCAAGAAGACAAAAGAAUCCAAGAGUUAGGAGGGCUUUUAAAUCUUCAUGGAUCACUUGAGAUUCAGAAAUUGGAGAAUGUGGUUGAUGCCAAUCAGGCAAGAAGUGCAAGGAUAACAGAUAAGAAGCACAUUGAGGAGUUAUUGUUGGAAUGGUCUUCAAGUGAUGAUAUGGUUUCAAACACACAUACUAAUGAACAAGAUAUCCUCCACAGCUUGCAACCGGACACAGGCUUGAAGGAGUUGAAAAUCAAGGGAUACAAGGGUACAAUAUUUUCCGACUGGUUGGAGCGCUGUUCCUACAAAAAUAUGACACGUGUAACUCUGGCGUCCUGCAAGAAUUGCUGCAUGCUGCCUUCACUUGGACAGCUGCCUUCUCUUAAGUCCCUGUGCAUCUUAAGUUUUGAUGAGCUGAAGAGCAUUGGCAAGGAGUUUUACAAGAAUGAAGGCAAUCAACAUUCUUUGCCAAUUGCACCGUUUUCCUCACUAGAGGAAUUGAUAUUUCAUAAUAUGCCAAGUUGGGAGGAGUGGCACUUACCUGACUCAGAAGCCUUUCCUCAGCUUAAGAGCCUUGAAAUAACAGAGUGUCCAAUGUUAAAGGGAGAUAAGGUUAAUCAUGUAUUAAUGAGAAUCGUUUCUUCGUCAUCGGAUGUUUCCAAAGUGCGCCAACUGAAAAUACAAGAAGUAGAUGAUGAAUUAUGGGGUAAAGACAUGAGGCUUGAUGGGGAUAGUUUAUCAAUUAGGGGAUUUGAAUGUGUGGCGGAGUGUGCAUUUAAGGCAAGGAUCAUCCACCAUCUAACUUCCCUCCAAGAAAUACAAAUCUCAGAGUGUUCAUCUGUUGUAUCCUUGGGGGGCAAUUGUUUACCCAAAUCUUUGCAAAAGCUCACAAUCUUUUAUUGCCACCAAAUUGAAUUACUCCAGCAACAAGACAAGUAUGAUUUGGUAGAGCUACGAAUAGAUUACAGCUGUGCUUCACUGACCUCAUUGUCGUUGGAUGCCUUUCCCAAACUCAAGAAUCUCGAGAUAACACAGUGUGAGAAUGUGGAAUCAGUUUCAAUGUCAGAGCCACCACAUGCUGCUCUUCAACAUCUCAGCAUCACAAAUUGCAACAAGUUGGAUGCAUUGCCACGUGGCAUCCCAAAUUUACAGUCUCUUGACAUACUAGGUUGCCCAAACAUUUCUAGGUUGCCAGAGGGAGGUUUGCCGCCUAACCUGAAAGAGCUUAGUAUCGGGAGACAAUGGAGGGAUCUAUCUUGGAUGAGUAACUUGGACGCCCUCACUCAUCUUACCAUUCAUGGUCCUGGCUCUGAGAAUAACAUAAGGUCAUUCCCAGAAGUGGGUUCGCUGCCGCACCUUCCCUCCCUUACCACUCUGAAGAUAAGCUGGUUUGGUAAUCUGGAGACAUUGAAGUGCAGCGAGCUUCUCCGCCUCACCUCCCUCCAACAACUACACAUUGAGUUCUGUAUGAACCUGAACAAUAUGGAAGGACAAAAGCUGCCUCCCUCUCUCUUAAUACUCAAAAUUGAUGGCUGUCAUUUGCUGGGCGAACACUGCAAGAACAAGCAUCAACAAAUUUGGUCCAAAAUUUCCCACAUCCCCACCAUUCAAGUCAAUGGCAAGCAAAUUUUCUGAGUAGAGGUUUCUCAGCAGGUAGCUAGUGCACAUAUAGAGAUGUAAUCCAAUACAUUGGCUAUACAUCUUCAUUUUAUUCUAAGCUCAUUUGAGGUGGUAAUUAAGCUGGAUUCAUGUAUUGGGAAACAGAAACUCUCUGUUUUCUGAUUUUGGCUUCAAGUUAUUGUGGCACUCAUUAUUGAAAAGCUUUGGUUGUUGUUGGUAUAUUUCUCUAUUCCUCUCUAUAAUUUUCUUUCUUGUUUGCUUUUUGCACAGAGAAAAAAAUAAAUUAUAACUUGAUUUGUGGAAAGAAACGAGUUAUAAAAUUGUGUUUCUGUUUUUGUCAAUUCUUUAUGAUCAUGGAGUUGCUGUUGUUACAAGAUUCAUGUAGGAAGGAUAGUGAAAGGAGUCAGCAUGCAUAAGGUGUUAAGUUUUUGCCCGUAGAUUGAAUAAAUAGUAGUAGAUAUGCCUAUAAUAAGCUACUUCUAAUACUUAGAAAAGGUUCUGUAAUAAUAACUAUUUCUUCCUUUUUGGAUUUGGGCACCUUAUCAAACUGAUUUCCCAAGGUGAUGAAGGUAUGUAGCUAAUGCAGUCAAGACUCAAGGGAUAUGCUUUCCAUAUUUGAAGAUGACAAUCAUGUACCUGAAGUAGUCAAAGAUGUUGUAGUGAUGCCAUCAGCAACAAUUUCGUUCCUAUCAACUUCACUCAAUGAUGUGUGCAGUUUGUACAUAUAUCAAACCAUUUGUGGUUCUGUAAACUUUACAUGUUUUUGGUUCACAUUUAUAUGCUUUGGCGCUUGAUUGUUUUGACUUAAUGUAAGUAUUUGAUUUGUGCACUUAUUUGAGAUU
Arachis stenosperma is the source of this 3160-nucleotide messenger RNA. Its product is annotated as putative disease resistance protein At3g14460. The record is from RefSeq and is a predicted model, not a curated record. The coding region runs from base 12 to 2333 and encodes 773 amino acids. The transcript has 2 exons. Lineage: Eukaryota; Viridiplantae; Streptophyta; Magnoliopsida; Fabales; Fabaceae.